This is a messenger RNA of Etheostoma spectabile (orangethroat darter), 2053 nucleotides long. RefSeq names its product PLAC8 like 1 (gene plac8l1). The coding region runs from base 45 to 572 and encodes 175 amino acids. NCBI's taxonomy places the organism in Eukaryota, Metazoa, Chordata, Actinopteri, Perciformes, Percidae. The transcript has 4 exons. The record is from RefSeq and is a predicted model, not a curated record.
CCUCUCUCGCCUCACCCCUCUCUAGAUGCCAGGGGCUUCUAGUCAUGGAGCAGACGACAGUCACAGACCAACCCAGGAUGUCAGUCACCAAAGCCUCAGCAUCAGCGUUUCAAGCGGGGGAAGUAAGGGGCUUCACCGCAGGAAAUAAAGACGACUUGGGGUCAAAAAGUGUCCCUACAGUGACAGAUACCGUACUCACACAGCCCGGCCUCGGCAUCACCACGACAACCAUCACCACCAUCACACAGACGGGGGGAGACUGGAGCACUGGCCUGUUUGACAUCUGCAGAGACAAGACUACAUGUGUCCUUGGGGCUAUGGUGCCGUGCUGUUUGGACCUGAGUUUAGCUCACCAAUAUGGUGAGUGUCUGUGCAUGCCUCUGCUGCCAGGAUCCACUUUUGCCAUGCGUGUUGGGAUCAGGGAGCGAUACAAGAUUCGGGGAAGUGUGUGUGAGGACUGGACCACAGUGUGUUGCUGUUACCCUCUAGCUGUAUGUCAGAUGAUAAGAGAGAUGAAGCUGAGGAUGAAGACACAGACCUAUCAUGUCUCCACUGCCCUUGAAUGCUCCUGAAAAAAACUCAAAACAGUCAAUGAGGCCUGGCCUUUUACAAUGAGACUUUUGAGGGUCCAACUGAGAUUACCAGUGUACUGUAUGUAUAGCACAAAGAAUCAUUACCAUAAGGUUUUAAAUGCCCCUGGGGAUGAUAAUGAAUCAAGCCCCUACAACAUUUGAAGAAGACUGGACAGACCUUUUUUUAAACAGCAAAAGAAUCUAAAAGUCUGAUUCAGUAUGAGCUUAAAUCUGCCUCUGUGGUGCUUGGAUUGCUCAGUUGGUAGGGCGGGCAGGCAUAUAUAGGGGUGUACUCCUCGAUGCAGCGGGACCGGUGUUUGACUCUGACCUAUGGCCCAUUGCUGCAUGUCAUUCCCCCUCUCUCUCACCUUUCAUUUCUUCAGCUUUUGCCUAAAGGCCUAAGCAUUCCCAAAAAAUAUUCUUAAAAAAAACAACUGCCUCUGAGGUUUUAAGAUUGUAACUGAAACCUAACCUUUAAAUUGAUGUUGGACUUCUAUUUAGAGAAGGAUUUUAUGGAUAAACUUGGUACCGAUAUUCUGCUUUUCUUGCAGAGUCGAGAACUCAUCAGCUACAUUUUGAGUUGGGAGAAAAGCAGGUGGCAAGACACGCUUUUUUGGUUUCAGUAGCUGUCACUGUCGGCACUAAACAUCUGGUACAACUCUGUCAGAAACUUUCAAAAAACCAGCCAACUUUCUUUAAUUUUAAAUUUUGUUAACAUGCACACAAUUCAUUAUCAUAACCCUAUAAAGACAGUACUCCAACUUUUGAAAACUGAAGUUUUUUUGGCAAUUUUGUUCAAGAUACAGCCAUAAUUAUAGUUAUUAAACCCAGUUGAACAUGUAGUGUAAAACCUUUCAACUAGUUUAAAGCAAAAAAUCAAACUUUGAUGUAUUUUUAUGAAAACCUCUGCAGCCACAAUGUUAUUGAGGUAAACGUUUGUUAAUGCUUCUCAAAAACAAUGAAAAUUGUGAUUUCAAAAACUCAGGAGUAAAUUAUAAUUCUGAAAACAAUGUGCUGUGGAUAUUCAAUGUAGCUCACUGAUAAAAAGUGAAUUGGGUGAACCAACCCUUUAAUUUAGUUUUGUAUUCCAAAGGUCACUAGACAACAUGUUCAGUGUCUCUCAGACAUGAAGGGAAUGAGGAAACUUAAAACUUUCUAGACCUUGAGGCACAAAUUUAUGAAAUGGUGACAUAACUCAACAUUCGGCACAAUAUCUACAAAUCAGACUAAUACAUCUAAUUUUCAGUGUCACAUUUUAAACUAAAUCCAUAUAAAGCCAGAGAAGCACAGAAAAGCCUUGUCAUUUGGUUUCUUAAGUAAACCUGGAUGGUUUUAUUUAAUUCAGCGUGUGACACUCUAUUUAGUAUGCAGAACCGCUUGUCUGAUUACCCAGCAAACAGGCUGCAGCAUAGCUCCAAUUACAGUCAGUCAGUUCAAGUACAGUUUGAUGAUAAUAAAGCCCAUUUCCAUAUUUCUGAUAU